AUGAAGACAUCUCGAGUAAUACCUGUGCAUGAAAUUGAGCGGGAACGCAAUUCUAUAGUCCCUAAAAUUUUGUUGGAACCUAUACACACUUUACCUUAUGUACUUGUUUAUUGUUUUUCAAUUGCUUUAGAUUCCGCUGCGGCGGAAGUGGAGAGACGAGGCUACGUGAAAGUGAUGGACUCGUACGGUUUAAUGGGUGUGCUGCGAAUCACCAGAGAUGAGCACGUUCUCGUUGCCGUCACUGGAGUGCUAUCCGUCGGCCAACUCUACGGGGCCGAUAUCGUCAAAAUUAUCGGUUGCGAACUGAUUUCACUCCGAACUAUUGGAGCCGUUGAAUGCCUGGAUCCUCGUAUCAUUGAUGAAUCAAACCUAGAAUCUGAAUAUGACGGCGAUUCUGACCAGCAAUCAAAUGCGUGGCUCCUUUUGAGAAAAUUAGGCCCUGAGCGCUUUUUACGUAGAAACAUUGAUGAAGCGGAUACGAUAGCAACAGUGGUUGAUCUCAGCCACAAAGAGCGAAAAGCUGAUGUAAAGGGAAUGAAAAGUGCCGAGGAAGGUUAG
Cooperia oncophora is the source of this 558-nucleotide messenger RNA. Lineage: Eukaryota; Metazoa; Nematoda; Chromadorea; Rhabditida; Trichostrongylidae. The record is from the annotation of a GenBank genome assembly.